AUGACCUCUUCGACUGCAGUCGUAGAACUUGGCUUCGCAGAGCCACCAGAAAGUCCUCUUGUAGCUAAAAAUUUUCCAAAUAAAAUUGGAGGAAAACCGUAUAUCCUAUCAGCGGACCAAGUUCGUUGUGAAGUUUGUCGUAAACCGAUGAUACUUUUGGUUCAACUAUACACUCCUGAAGACAAUCCACCCGAAGCAUUUCAUCGUACAAUUUACGUAUUUUGCUGCAAGGAUGGGUCAUGUCACGAAAUUUCUUGGGAGAAAAGGUUAACUACCAUAAAUCGCACUUUAUUUCGGAGUCAAUUACCUAAAAAUAAUCCCUAUUGGCAAGAAAAUGAAUCUGAUAAAACUUUCAUACCCGCCAAACAAUGCACGGUUUGCGGGUUUCUUGGAUCGAAAAUGUGCGGAAAAUGCAAUCAAGUUAAUUAUUGUUCAAAAGAACAUCAAGUUCAUCAUUGGACCUUGGGACAACAUAAAAUCCAUUGCAAUACAAUGUCAAAACCACCAUCUUUACAAAUUAUUGCGGAACAUGAUAAUCAUUGUAGAAAAUUGGUUUUAUUCCCGGAAUUUGAAGUAGUUACAGAACAAGAAGGGAAUUCAGAUGAAGAAGACCAAAGAGAUGGUGAUGGUAAUGAUGAUAAUUCUUUAAAUGAUGUUAAUUCUAAGGCACUUGUACCUGUUGGGGAUGAAGUUUAUGAGAAUACUAAAGUGGAUGUCGAUAAAGCAUUUUUAAAAUUUCAAAAGAGAAUCGAACAAUAUCCCGAUCAGAUUUUAAGAUACAAUCGACUUGAAUAUGGAUGCGAAAAAAAUGCGGAACCUUUAUGGGUUAGCAAUAUUGGAAAACCAACUGAAAAAGAUAUACCUUCAUGUCCACAUUGUGGACAAGAAAGAACUUUUGAAUUUCAGAUCUUGUCUACACUACUUAAUUAUCUCGAAAUUGAUCAUUUGCAACGAAGUUCACUUGAUUGGGGUACAUUGCUUAUAUAUAGCUGUAAAGAUAACUGUCAUGUAGAGAAUAUGUAUUACGUUAAUGAAAUUUUAUGGAGACAAGAUUUUAGUGAGGAAGGUGUUAAAGGUUUAAGAUAA
This is a messenger RNA of Funneliformis geosporum, 1086 nucleotides long. The record is from the annotation of a GenBank genome assembly. NCBI's taxonomy places the organism in Eukaryota, Fungi, Glomeromycota, Glomeromycetes, Glomerales, Glomeraceae.